AUCCGGGUGGAUGAAGUUAACAAACUGGUAUAUUUUGAAGGUACAAAGGAUUCUCCCUUGGAACACCACUUGUACGUCGUUAGCUACGAGAACCCUGGAGAAAUUCAGCGGCUCACCGAAAGUGGCUUCUCCCAUGCUUGCUAUGUUAGUCAGGACUGCGACAUGGUUAUAUGUAAAUUCAGUAAUCAGAAAUGCCCCCACCAAGUCUCCCUCUACAAGCUGACUGGUCUGGAAGAAGGGAUUGCUCGAAGGGCCAAGGAAUUCUGGGCCACCAUUUUGCAUUCGUCAGGUAGGCGAUUUUCUCUCAGAGGCCGGACAUGAUUCCAGUCUAGGGUG
Molecule: messenger RNA, 336 nt
Organism: Pseudonaja textilis
Lineage: Eukaryota; Metazoa; Chordata; Lepidosauria; Squamata; Elapidae
Source: RefSeq, a predicted model, not a curated record